Molecule: messenger RNA, 668 nt
Organism: Ceratitis capitata (Mediterranean fruit fly)
Lineage: Eukaryota; Metazoa; Arthropoda; Insecta; Diptera; Tephritidae
Gene: RpI12
Product: DNA-directed RNA polymerase I subunit RPA12
Exons: 3
Coding region: 213-575 (120 amino acids)
Biological process (GO): DNA-templated transcription; termination of RNA polymerase I transcription
Cellular component (GO): RNA polymerase I complex
Molecular function (GO): DNA-directed RNA polymerase activity; nucleic acid binding; zinc ion binding
Source: RefSeq, a predicted model, not a curated record
UAAUUUUUUUCAUUCGAUGCAUAAGCUAAACGAUAUUUUAUGUUGCCAUGAGCUUUCCUAUUGGGUCACUGUCACUUUUUUAUCGACGUACUUUAUUAUGGAGAAUAUUAAUUACCGUGAACUAACAAAACAAACUAACACAACUUUCACGUGUGUACGUCUCAGCUGGGUUUAUUAGCAGUGCUACCUGGUGCUACAUUCAAAACAUAAGCAUGGAAAUAUUCAACUCUCAACCCGGCUUUUGUCCUGUGUGUGGUUCCAUCCUGCCACCUUUAAACACAGUGGGGAAUGUUGUAUGUUACAACUGCAAAAAGGAAUUUCAUCCAGAGGUUUUCGGAGCCCAAGAAGUGGACUACACCAUACAUUUUAAUAGUUAUGAUCCCGAAAGAGUAUUUGGAAAAAAUAAGAGCAAUUCAGACGAUGAAGCCGAAGGACCUGUUGUCGAACGUAAAUGUUCAAAAUGUGGUCACAUGCAAAUGUCAUAUGCAACAUUACAGCUGCGUUCGGCCGAUGAAGGACAAACGGUAUUCUUCACCUGCCUUAAAUGCAAAUUUAAAGAAUCGGAAAAUUCAUAAACUUAUAGGAAAUUCGACUACAUCUGAAAUUUUUGUUGAAAUGAUAGAUGUCACAAAAUGUUCAAUAAAAAAGGUUUUUAUUUUUUUAUUUAA